Molecule: messenger RNA, 2683 nt
Organism: Oppiella nova
Lineage: Eukaryota; Metazoa; Arthropoda; Arachnida; Sarcoptiformes; Oppiidae
Source: the annotation of a GenBank genome assembly
UCGGGCGGAUACUGGGGAGCGGGUUAUGGGCGUCGAAACUGGACGCACGUUCGCCACGUCUAUUAACGCCAGCUUUCAUAACAUGACUAUCGUUCCCGAGCACUGGUCUAUGGCCGAGGCGGCUACUAUCAUAAACGCCUAUGCCACCCUGUAUUACGCCCUUAUUCAGCGAGCUAAUUUGAAACAAGGUGAGAGUAUAUUAAUUCAUUCAGCGGCGGGUGGUGUGGGACAGGCUGCUAUAAACAUGUGUCGACACUACGGGUGCGAUAUCUACGUAACAGUGGGUACCGUCGAAAAGCGACGGUUCCUCAUCAACGAGUACAACCUACCGGAGGCUCGUAUACUGAACUCGCGGGACAUACUAUUCAAACACCAAGUCAUGCGCCUAACGGAGGGCCGUGGGGUUGACAUUGUCCUCAACUCCUUGGCCGGUGAGAAACUGGAUAUCAGCUACCAGUGCGUCGCCAAAAGGGGUCGUAUCGUCGAGAUCGGCAAAUACGAUAUGUUUCACAACCGGCCGGUCGGUAUGUACGACCUGUUAAGGGACAUACAGCUUAUAGGCGUCGCCCUCGAUAUUGUGCUUAUGGAGGACAUGGAGUUUUUCGGCCAAUUCGCCCAAUGGAUGCAUAAUAACUGCGCGAAUGGUUGCGUUAAACCCAUUAACUACACGCUAUUCCCGGCUACCGACGCGGACAAGGCGUUUCGAUAUAUGACUACCGGUAAACACAUUGGGAAAGUGGUGAUUAACAUCAGGGAUACAGAGCAGCCAUUGAUACCGGCGCCCAGUAUGACGGUCAGUGUCAAGACGUUUUUCGACCCCAACAAGUCCUACAUAAUAACCGGCGGACUGGGAGGUCUGGGACUGGAGCUCAUCUCGUGGUUGCAAUACUACGGCGCCCGCAAGUUUGUGGUCACCUCCCGGGGCGGCCUAAACACAGCGUAUCGGAAGUGGAUGCACGCGCGCUUUCGACAGGUGUACGAAAGGGUCAAAUAUUUUCUGUCCGAUUGGGUCGUGUCUACGGCCGACGGGCUGACAAUAGGCGGCGCCCGACAACUGGUGUCGGAGGCCGAGGGGUUGGCACCCAUUGGAGGCGUAUUUAAUUUGGCGCUCGUGUUGAACGACUCGCUACUGGAGUCACAAACGUGCGCUAAGUUUCGCCAAUCGGUGGACACGAAGUACAGGAUAUGCGCCAAUUUGGACGAAAUUACUCGUCGACUGGACUAUAGAGUGGACUAUUUUGUGGUGUUUUCGUCGGUGUCGUGCGGUAAGGGAAACGCCGGCCAAUCGAACUACUCGUACGGCAACUCCAUGUGCGAGAGGCUGUGCGAAGGGCGCCGUAGGGACGGCCACCACGGGCUGGCCGUACAGUACGGGCCCGUCGACGACGUGGGCGCGUACGCCGACGCCGCCGAUCACGCGCUGACUCGCAUGACCACAAUGAGGGCCCAGAGAGUCCACUCGUGUUUCGAUGUUUUGGAUAAACUAUUGGCUAUUAAGCAACCGAUUGUCACGUCAUAUAAAAUUGUUACACAAAUAAAACAAUCAGGCUCAAUCAAAACUCGAAUGGUGGCUGAAUUAUGGCGGGCACUGGGGGUCGACCCGGAUUCCACGCCCGACCACAUAACCCUGGGUGAAAUAGGCCUGGAGUCCAUAUACGCCGUGGAAGUGCAACAGGAGUUUCAAAAGCAAUACAAUACUCACGUGACGUUAAAUCAAAUCAAAAGCAUAACGAUCGGCAUGUUUAAGGAGUACGAAUCGGGCAACAUUACCAAUAUCAAAAAGCACCUGGAGGCUAUAAAACGAGCACGGUCGGUGUUGUUAAAGCAAAAGUUUAUAAUGCCAAGUGAUAAAUAUACGCGACUUAACGCGCUCACCACUGGACACCCGGUAUACUUUAUGCCAACCAUUUUGCUAAACUUCUCGCUCAUCGAGGAGUUGGCGCUGAAAUUAAAUCGACCCGCGAUUGGACUGAAUUGGACCCGCGAGGUGAGCCAAUUGACCACGCUCAAAGCGGUUAAUAAAUAUUAUCGGAACCUUUUGCGUCACAUUGAGCCUACUGCUAAUUACGAUGUGGUUGGCUACCUGGAUUCAAUUAUAUUGUGCACAAAACUAUUGCGAAAAGGAAUGGCAAACAGGGCCGUCAUAUUAGACACGGUAACCAAUUGGCGUUUUCUGGAGGAACAGCCCACCGACGCCUCGGCGCUCGAGUUUAUGGUGAACCUCAUCGGCGACGAGUGGAUGCCGGCGGCCAUCCGGCACCGAGUCGUCCGACAAAUGCGCGCCGAAUCGGACGUCUCGGCGAAGAUAGGCGUCAUUGUGCGCGAGGUAACUGAGGUGACCGGUAGCGCACUGGUAGCCACCGAUAUGGACGAGAUAUUCCGGGUGAUGUACGCGCGCGUACGCAUGCUGUCCGAGUACGGGCGCGCGACUAAGCUGGCUAAACUGAAAAUGAGCAUGGCCAAGGGCUGGGCAAAAAUGAGAUCGUCCAAGUUGACUAUCAUCAAGCCCGUUUUAGGUGAUACUACCGGGGAGGGGGUCAAUGAUAAAUCGUUUGUUGAUUUAUUACUCCCAGAAUCUCAGUUCACAAUUACUCGCAGAGAUGACACUCGCGCUGUGUUUACAUUGCGUUCACUGUCUGUCACACGAAGUGCUAAACAGCUGUUCAUUGUAUCGCGAGUUUAG